GGGAAAGUCUGCCGAAGCUCAUCACGAAUUCGGAUCCGGAGAAUUCCGCGAAAUGGAAACGAAGAUCGUGAUUGUGCAAGAUCCCGAAUAUCGAAGAUUCCUUUCUACAGUGGAUAUUAAACACGCCUUUGAUACCUACAACGUUUCAAUGCAGCAUUUUCAUGAUGAAGAAAACAGACUAAACGCUGUUUGUGGAGCAUUCAAAGGAAAAUUGCAGGCGUUGAAUCACGGGAAGUAUUUAGAAAUCAAAGAUCACCUUGACGUUGGGAUCAAUAAUGUGCUGUCGCAAAAUCGGUACAGACGAUUUGACCCGAAUGGACCCAAAGAGAAGUUCGUUUCUAGAGACUCUCCCAUCACUGGAAGCUAUUUCUUCCAAUCGCCACACGAGUCGAAAGUGGAUCUAGAAGAUGAAGAAGACUACGUGCUUUAUACAGAAAGAGGAAAAUUUCGAAUGGUGCAUAAUGGCUGGGUUAUGAACCACGAUCCUUUGAUCAAUUUUGCCCUCCCAGGAUGCAACGUAUAUCUUCGUCGAGAAUUGAUCGAAUGGGGUGACAGUGUGAAACUCAGGUAUGGAGAAAAAAGGGAAGAUAACCCGUUUUUGUGGGAUUAUAUGCGGGAUUACGUAGUGGAAACUGCGAAAACUUUUCACGGACUGCGUCUGGACAACUGCCAUUCU
Molecule: messenger RNA, 676 nt
Organism: Notodromas monacha
Lineage: Eukaryota; Metazoa; Arthropoda; Ostracoda; Podocopida; Cyprididae
Source: the annotation of a GenBank genome assembly